Molecule: messenger RNA, 4787 nt
Organism: Gaeumannomyces tritici R3-111a-1
Lineage: Eukaryota; Fungi; Ascomycota; Sordariomycetes; Magnaporthales; Magnaporthaceae
Product: GPI inositol-deacylase
Exons: 2
Coding region: 368-3907 (1179 amino acids)
Biological process (GO): endoplasmic reticulum to Golgi vesicle-mediated transport; GPI anchor metabolic process
Cellular component (GO): endoplasmic reticulum
Molecular function (GO): phosphatidylinositol deacylase activity
Source: RefSeq, a predicted model, not a curated record
AGUCCACGGGACCCCGUCCGAGAGCUGACUCGCCGCCGCCGCCGCCGCCGCCGCGACAACAGCAUCUAUCCUUGCCAGCCCUGCCGUCGAGAUCACGAGGCUCGACGCCGACCCUCGACCUCCUCGGCCACAAGCCGCCACUCUGGAAAUCUCAAUUGGAAGCAGUAUAGCUGGUCCGCGCAGAAUAGUUCGCUAGGGGGAGCGGCAACACCGACAGACCCUCCGCCCGACCCUCCUCACCACCAAUCAUCUGUGCACUGCCGCCAACGCUGCCUUUGCGGAAGCCUUGUCGAGCCAUAUCCCCUCUUCGCUGGGUCUGGGCCGGCGGGAAAGGGUGGAGGGAGAAGGCGCGGCCGCAAACGGCACCAUGGCCGACAAGGACCCGACCAGCGGGGCGAGGACGUCGCUGGGCGGCCUCCGUCCCCGAUCGAGGAGUCCCUGGGCCAUAUCGAAACUGGCUCUACUGGUCUCACUAGUCGGGCUCUCGUGCCUAGGUCUGAUCAUUCACUCGCUCAACUCCAGGCAGCUCGACCCCAAGGGCUGCCGCAUGUCGUAUAUGCGCCCCAUGUACGCUCGCCUCGACGAGUUCGACACGGAGCACACCCGCUUCGCAAGCAAGUACUCUCUGUACCUAUAUAGAGAGCAGUACGUUGACGAUGAUACUAAGCUCAUGGGUAUUCCGGUAUUGUUUAUCCCUGGAAACGCUGGAAGCUACAAGCAAGUCCGACCGAUCGCCGCUGAGGCUGCCACCCUAUUCCAUGAGGAGGUGCAGCAUGACGCGGCUGCCAUCAGGGCUGGUGCAAGGUCGCUUGAUUUCUUCACCGUCGACUUCAAUGAGGACUUCACAGCAUUCCAUGGCCAGACGCUGCUGGAUCAGGCAGAGUACCUGAACGAGGCUAUCCGAUACAUUCUCUCGCUCUAUCUGGAUCCACGCAUGUCGGGUCGCGAGCCGGGCGUGCCGGACCCGACCUCGGUUAUCGUGCUCGGUCACUCCAUGGGUGGUAUCGUGGCGCGCACCAUGCUCACGAUCCCCAACUAUCAGUCCAACUCGAUCAACAGCAUCAUAACCAUGGCGGCCCCUCACGCCCGUCCGCCCGUGUCGUUUGACGGCCAGAUCGUGGACAUCUACCGCGAAAUCAACGACUACUGGCGUCGCGCCUACGCCCAGCCGUGGGAUCACAGCAACCCGCUCUCGCAUGUCACCCUCAUCUCUAUCGCUGGCGGCGGGCUUGACACGAUUGUGCCAUCUGACUAUGCGAGCAUCGAGUCACUAGUGCCUGAAACCCACGGCUUCACCGUCUUUACAUCGUCCAUCCCCACCGUCUGGACCAGCAUGGACCACCAGGCAAUCAUGUGGUGUGAUCAGUUCCGCAAGGUAGUAGCUCACGCCCUCUACGACAUCAUUGACGUCAACAGGCCUGCCCAGACCAAGCCACGCGCUGAGCGCAUGCGUGCGUUCAAGCGCCGCUUCCUUACCGGUCUGGAGGCCGUCGUUGAGAAGGCGGUUCCACUAGAAGGGCCGAGUACACUCCUCACGCUGGACGACAGCAACACAGACGGUAUCCUCGCGCAAGGCGAGAGGCUCGUUCUUCGCCGGCUCGGAACCGCGGCCAGCGGCGGCAGGCCCCAGGCGCACCUGCUCCCCAUACCGCCUCCUGGCACCCCGGCGGGUAGGCGACUGACGCUCCUGACGGAUCAACCCAUGGAUCGUGCCGGAGAAAGCGGUCGGCUCGAGGUGCUGUUCUGCAGCGUCUUUCCGACCCAGCCCGCCGGCCAGGCCGGUAUCGCCCAGUUCGCAGUCAAGAUGGACCUGUCAGGCGACAGCGCGGGCUCCACGCGAUUGGCCUGUAAGAACGCCGCCUCGGACGUUAUCCUGCUCCCUACCUCGACGCGGUCCGCUCGCCAUCCCUUCUACCUCGAGGGUGAGCCCGAGUUGCGGCCGUUUUCCUACCUGGAGUUCGACGCGGGGGACCUGGCAGACCAUCAGUACAUCGUUAUCAUCGACAAGGCGGCUUCCCCUACCACUGGCUUUGUCAUUGCCGAAUUCAGUGACCGCUCGCAGUCGCACCGUGUCCGUCAUAUCAGCCUGCGUAGAUUGCUGGCCUUCGGAAUGGACCUACAGUUGCCCGUAUCGCGGCCCAUGGUCAACGAGGUCCGCAUCCCGUCCAUCCGGUCGAGCCUGCUGGCCUACAACCUUGAGAUUGGUCAACAGACGUGCGGCGGUGGUGAUGACGGCUCCGGGGCCGAGAUGUUCACGCCCCUGGUGCGCCAGUUUCUCUCGGAGCCGCACGAGUCUAAGUUCUUUGUCAAUGUGCGCCAUGCCUCUGUCAGCUUGCACGGCGUUGCGCCAUAUGUCCCCCCUCCGAUGACGGUUAAACCAGCCGGCGAGGAAGGUUUAGGCUUCCAGUUCUGGACCGACCCUACCUGCGACUCGACCGUACACGUCCAUCUAAGCAUCGACGUGUUGGGCAGUCUCGGGAAGCUCUACAUGCGGUACAGGACUGUAUUCGCCGCCUUCCCCCUGCUCGUCGUCGCGCUGGUUUUGCGGAAACAGUUCAAUAUUUACGAUGCCACCGGCGUCUUCCUGCCCUUCACCGAAGCGCUUGGCAUGUGCCUGCGUCGGUCUAUCCCACUGAUGCUUGCUGGCCUGACCAUUCUUUCCAUGUGGGGAGGCAGUACGUCGGGAUCGUCGUCACGGCAGCAAACAUCAAACUCGGGAGAUGGGUUCUGGCACUCAAACGGAGAGAACGCUACCCUGGUAUCCGCCCUGGUCAACUACCAGCAGAACGACCUCCUCAUCGGCACGGGCGAUCCUAUCUUCUGCUUCAUGGUACCGCUGAUUGGGUUAGUGUGCAUUGGGGCCUGCACAGCUCUCAACUAUGCUGCACUUUGUCUCACGCAGCUGUUCGCCACACUGAUGGGCUUGCUCAGCAUACGACCCGCCUGGGGUAUUGCCCGCUGGCGGCGAGAUCCGGAGGGCGGCUACGGCGAUGGCCAAACACCUCUCGUUGAUGACCAAAACACCAUGCAGCAGCCUAAUUACCAACACGACGACCAGGGCAGGAGACGACGGCAGCAACAGCAACAGCAACAGCAGCAACAGCAGCAACAGCAGCGCCAGCAAGAGCAGCAGCUGCUGCGCGUGUCUACUAGGCAGGGGGGAUUUGCGUCCUGCCCCAGCGGGUUUGGUGUUUGCUCGCCACGUCGGCGGGUGCUCACGACGGCGGUGCUGCUCUUCCUAGUCGCGACUUUCAUCCCGUACCAGUUCGCGUAUGUGGUGGCGUGUCUUGUGCAGCUGACGACAACGGUGCGAGCACUGCGAAUAGUGUCGGAUGCGGGCGGCUGGUUGGGGGCGAUGCCACCGCUGUCGCCGUCCAAGUCAUCGUCGCCGUCGCCAAAUCGCAGCAGUGGUGGCCACAGCAGCCAUCACCACCACAUCAACUACAACUUCUACAACUACGCGCACUCGACUCUGGUCCUCAUGCUCUGGGUCCUGCCCAUCAACCUGCCGACGCUGGUGGUGUGGGUGCGCAACUUGGCGGUGCACUGGAUGACACCCUUCUCGUCGCACCACAACGUGCUCUCCAUCAUUCCCUUCAUUGUGCUGGUCGAGACGCAGACGACGGGCCGCAUGGUGCCCCGUGUGCGGCAUCGCUGGAGGCCGGCCCGUCAUCUAUCGGGCGCGCUGUUCCUGGGCAUCGCCGUUUACGCGGCCAUCUACGGUGUCUCGUAUGCAUAUGUGCUCCACUAUCUCGUCAAUAUCGUGGCGGCGUGGCUCGUCAUUGUGCACUCGACGGCCGCCUCGGUUGGCGGUGGCCCUGGCUCGUGGUCCCUGGCCUCGCUCGGGUUGCUAUUCGAUAACGACGAAAGGCCUGCAGAAGACCGCAAACGGGGCAAAAUCCCAUGACCUGGCCCUCAUGCCCAACCUUGACAGGAGUUGAACUACCCUAACCCCGAGAGGGAGGGACUUGGGCAACAUCCUGGAACCUGAAUUUUUGUCUAUAAUACCCAUACCCCCUUUAUAUUCUUUGUUUCUAUACUCCCCAUGGCUGUUUCCUGUUUGUCGGCUUGUUAUUUAUUAUUUGACGUUCCUAGAUGGACCCCAAUACCUCUCUGCCCCUCUCAGCACGUCCCCACUCCACCUCGUCCUAUCUUGGACAGGAAAUUUCCCCAUACGAGCUACAAUGCUCGCCCCUUGCAUCCUCCAUUGACAUUCUUGCCAUGGCUAAAGUCUCGUCCAAUCAUAGGAUCAUGUUUGUUGGCUCUGUUCCUCCUGUUUUCUAUUGCUUUUGGCUCGCUUAGGUUCACACACAACCCUGAUUGCUUUGAUACCUAUCUGUAAGCCGGUGUUUGGUGCAGUUUCUGUCCUCUCUUGCUUGAUGUCCUGGUGGUCUGGAGGGGUUCCGGCGGUUGGCUUCAAGGGUGUAACAAAUUGGGAAGACAAGGGGGUUGCGCAUGGCUUUUCCAUACCAUUUGCUUGGUCUUUCUGUGGUGUUAUCCUUCCUUUUAUGGGAGUUGAUUGGUAUCUCAUCUUGUCGAUGCACACAAUCAUGCAGCAAAUGUUUCGAGCGGCGAAUUCUCCAUCAGAACCAGACUAGCUUCAGGAGAUGAUGAGCAACAUACCCUAAUGUCCGAUAUCGCCCACUUGAAGAGCCUCUAGGCUCGUCUCUCCCGAAAGGCCAUGGUUUCAGAUGGGUUAUUUGGAAGGGAUUCUGACCCAUCGAGCGUUGCUCCCAAGACUGAAACCGACACGCCAACAACACAAUCCUUACAAGAUGAUGCUCCAA